This is a messenger RNA of Staurois parvus, 349 nucleotides long. Lineage: Eukaryota; Metazoa; Chordata; Amphibia; Anura; Ranidae. The record is from the annotation of a GenBank genome assembly.
CUAAGCAUGCAGACUGCUUCUAAAAACAUUUGUGAAAAAAUGGGUCGCUCCCAGGAGCUCAAUGAAUUCAAGUGUGGUACAGUGAUAGGUUGUCACCUGUGCGAAAAGUCCAUCCCUGGAAUUUACUUGCUACUAAAUAUUCCAUUGUCAACUGUUAGUGGUAUUAUAACAAAGUGGAAGCAACUGGGAACAACAGGAGACAAGCGCAACUUAGCCACAAAGUGGUGGGCACGUAAUCCCUGGACUCUAGAGCAGUGGAUACGUGUUCUCUAGAGUGACAAAUCACACUUCUCUGUCUGGUGGAUGCCAGGAGAAUAGUACUUGCCUGACAGCAUUGUGCUAAGUAUAA